Molecule: messenger RNA, 2640 nt
Organism: Trichosporon asahii var. asahii CBS 2479
Lineage: Eukaryota; Fungi; Basidiomycota; Tremellomycetes; Trichosporonales; Trichosporonaceae
Exons: 6
Coding region: 1-2640 (879 amino acids)
Biological process (GO): intra-Golgi vesicle-mediated transport
Cellular component (GO): COG complex; Golgi apparatus
Source: RefSeq, a predicted model, not a curated record
AUGUCGGCAAGGACGACGCCGAGGCGUCCGAGCGCGUCGCCCAUGUCGCCGAACUCCCAGAGCUCGGGAAGCGGAUGGAGUCCCGUCCCGUCUCGCCGGGGAACACGAUCACGGACAUCCCAGACCCUCGGAGGCUCAGCACCCUCCUACGUCCGUCGCCCGAGCACUUUGAGUGCCGUCCACCCGCCCUCCUCCGUAUCAACGGCGUCCAGCGCCCGGAGGAAGUACGAACCGGCAAACGACCGAGACUGGGCGGGAAUGGAGCCCGACGAGGUCUUCCGGCGGCUACCGGUCAACGAGGUCAAGCGGGUCGAGGCCAAGAUGCGGACUGAUGCGCUCAACAAGCAGUCCGAGCUGCGAAGCAUGGUUGGAACUCGAUACCGUGAUCUCUUGACGAGCGCCUCGCAAAUCACGGCGUUGCAUGAGUCGUCACUCCGUUUGAGCUCGAGUCUGCGGACAGUUGCUGGCGCUUGUGCGAACCCGACCGAACUGGCGAGCGGGGAAAUGGUUCCCGAGCAGUCUUCAGAAGGAGAGGACGUUGCGACGUUGUUGCCGGUCGCAGCGCACAUGAAGCUCUUGAUCGAUACGCCAGAGGCCCUCUACUCCUACCUCUCCCACCACGACUACCUCUCGGCUGCUUUCCUCUGGCUCGUAGCUCGCGUCGCCAAGGACAGCUUGUCGGACAUGCCAGAAAGUGCCAACAGGGCAUACCUGCCGCUAAUGGAGAAGCAGUGGGCGACGCUGCUCCCCUUCCGGCAACAGAUCGUGCAGCGAGCGACAGCAGCACUGCGAUCACGGCACAAGCUCGAUGCGAAGGCUGGAUCGGACACAUUGCUCGCAAUCAUCUUACUGGACGAGACGCCGGUAUCGGAGGCGCUCGACCUGCUGCUGUCUCAGCGAUUGCGAGCCGUGCGUGAGAUCUUACACGCCCCAACGACGUCGAAGCGGCAACGGCGGAUGUCGCGGGUGGACUCGAAGCACCAGGGCGAGGACACGACCAAGGCGAUCUCGGAGGCGGUGCACGUGCUCCUGGACGCCGUGACGCUGGCCAAGUCGAUCUUCGAGAAACGCUUCAGCGCGGGCGAGAGCAUCCUCGUCGAAUCCAUCCGUCUGAUCCAGGUCGGCGAGGAGGUACCCGUCGUGCAGACGCAGCCAGUAGCCGCGCUGGGUCACCACCGGCGAGCCUCUCGCCUUGCAUCAAUUUCCCUCCCCCUCCCGCCAAGGGUAGCGCUCGGCAACGGCGCGACGCCGCCCGUCUCGGCCGUGCGCGUCAUCCAGUCCCUCCCCUCCUCCCAGAUUCUCCUCCGCUACCUCCCCAGCUCCGUCACGGGCUUCACGCCGUUCAUCCCGCCAGCCGCCGCGCCGCAGCUGAAGGAGAAGCUCGGGCCGUGGCAAUCCUCGGCCGUCGACGUGCUCCGAGAAACGGUGCCGGCUUGGGUGCAGCAGCUCUCGGCCGUGUCGGACGUGUGGUCCGUGCGCCGGUCUCUCCGCGAGAUUCUCAGCGACGACGAGGUGUUCGAGGCGCAGAUCGCGUCCGCCCUCGAGUCCGAGUGGGGUUCGCGCGUGCAGGAGAUCUGGACGACCAAGCUCGACACGAUCGUGACGUCGCUCUCGUCCAAGCUCACCGCGGCGGCGGCACAGGUCCGCAGCGGACAGGACUCGGGGCUCGACAACCACUGUGAGGCGUUCAUGUUCUCGGACAUUCACUUCCCGGCCGUCUCGGCGGGCACGGGCGGAACAGGGACGGAGCACUUCCUGUCGUCGCUGAAGAAGCGGGCGCUAUUCCGCACCCCGCUGCUGGAUGGGAUCAUGGGUUUGCUCGAGGACGCGGCUCAGGACAUCAAGCUCGACCUCGCCGGUCUGCCCGCCAGCCUCUACGGAGAUUACAGGGAGAAGCUGAAGAGCGCCCUCCACGCCCUCGUCAAGGUACUCGACGACGUACUCGCCGAUGCGGGCGGCCACCGCGACGCGACGGGCAGCGUCGAGGCUGAGCUCUUCGUGGGCCGCAUCGCGCUGUAUCUCGUGCAUGCGUCGCCGUUCCUCCCCGAUCUCGUGGGCGGCACGGAAGUCGACCUCAACCGCGCUGAUGGAGACCCACGCCUCCUCCCUCGUGCAGUGGCAGGGGAAGAGUGUCUCGCGCGCGCUGGCGCAGCUGAAGCCGCUCCUGAAGCUGCGGCCGGUGUCGUCCGAACUGCCCUCUCGCGUCUCGGACCCGGCCACGAAAGCCCUGAUGCAGCUCAGCAGCGACGUGAAGCGGCUCGGCAUCCCGCCGGGCCCGCCGACGACAGGGCAGCAGGACAGGCAGCGUUCGACCUCGCGUUCCUGUUGCGUCUCAGCGGUGUGUCUGCCUCGGAGCUGACUACGGACGCGACAGUCAGCUCGCUCCUGGAUCGUGCGCCCUCGGAGUUACGGGAAAAGCUCGAGAGCUCAGCCGAGGAACACCUCCGCCGGACGCAACUCACCCUCGCGCCGCUCACGCGACACCUCCCCGCCAUAGCUGCGCAGACGCGGGAACGCAACGCCGCGCUGCUCCGACUCGGCGCGCCACAACUGGGCCGCGCGAGUGGCACCGAGUUCAAGUCGCCCAUCGCCGUUGCGAAGCCGGGCAAGCGCUUCGGACUGCUGUCCAUUGUGGCGUGA